This is a messenger RNA of Biomphalaria glabrata, 3097 nucleotides long. RefSeq lists its product as uncharacterized. Gene Ontology annotation, molecular function: G protein-coupled receptor activity. Gene Ontology annotation, biological process: G protein-coupled receptor signaling pathway. The coding region runs from base 50 to 1768 and encodes 572 amino acids. Lineage: Eukaryota; Metazoa; Mollusca; Gastropoda; Planorbidae. Gene Ontology annotation, cellular component: membrane. The record is from RefSeq and is a predicted model, not a curated record. The transcript has a single exon.
GAUCCUCAUUGGAAUCAUUGUAUGCAGUGUUGGCCUUGGGAUCCCACCCAUGCUUAGAGUAGGGGUAUACCAAGAGGGGUCAUCACCAGGGGACCCCCCAGAAUAUCUAGGGCUGUGCAUCAGCAAUGAUUUUCUGAUCACCAAAAAUGCUGUUGACCACUACUGGCAGGCGAUGGCAGCCAAGUUUUUCCUUGUCUUGGUGACUGUCAUUGUUUUGUACAGCUCCAUAUUUCACACAGUCUACCAACAGGGUCUGUGGCAUCCAGCAGCCUCUCACAGUGAUGCAGCUUCUGUUUCCAGACAUGACGCUUCUAAAGCACCAGAUGAAACAAGCAACAUAACUACAGCUCCAAAGCAGCAUAUAGUCACAACAGAUGGUCCAAAUUUAGAACAAGUCACAACAGAUGGUCCAAAUUUAGAGCAAGUCACAACAGAUGGUCCAAAUCUAGAGCAAGUCACAACAGUUGGUCCAAAUAAAGGGCAACAUAAAGUCAUAACAGAUGGUCCAGCUCUAGGGCACCACAAAGUUAUGAAAAACGCCCCAAUCCCAGGAAACUAUAAUGUCAUAACAGACGAUCCAAGCUCCAGGCAUCACAAAGUGGACAUCAGAAUACCAGCUCAACUGUCUGAAGGGCAAUCAAAUAACUGUCCAUAUUCCACUAGAGAGACCAAACCAUCUGAAGAAAUUAUGCUUAACAUUGCACAAGUUAAAAACAUUGACUCUCAAGUUUCUCUCUAUGAUGCUCCCACGACACUUCUGGUCAAAGAAGCAGCAAGUCCCCAUCAAAAGAAUGUUCCAGAACCUCCACACGCUAACCAGCUGAUGCACUGCAACCCAUGGCAACCUAGCAUACCUCUCAACAAAAUGUCUGCUUUAGAAACAGAUGAAGACAACCAGAACACAGACAUUUUAUCAGCAUGUGAUGAUAUGCAGCCUCAUCAGCUUGGUUCUCACUCUACUAGAGACAGACACAAUUCCUACCCGCAGAACUUUAAUGACAGAAAUGAACAACUGGCAACUGGACACAACUAUCUCAAUGAAUCAGGCCCAAAUGAGUUGAUUCAACACAAUGAAUCUGGCCAGAAUGAGUUAAUUCAACAGAUUGAAUCAGGCCAGAAUGAUUUGAUUCAACACAAUGAAUCAGGCCAGAAUGAGUUGAUUCAACACAAUGAAUCAGAAACUAACCCAAAAAAUAUUCCAUCAACUAAAAGUUAUCAACAAGGGAAGAAAUUAAUGUGUGAGAUGCACAAAGAAAGUAUGCUGCCCCAUGGAGGACAGUCCCAUACUUCCCAAACCAAUACACCUUGUGUAGGACAGUCCCCUACUCUCCAUGUAGGACAGUUUGGUGACCCCCAGGAAGAGCAUUCCACAAUGAAAUGUUCAAGUCUCUUUAAAAGAUUAUUUCAAACUAAAGUUCAUCCCCUCCAGCCAGCAAACACAAGUGAGUUACAAACUCCCACCACAGGGAAGUCCUCCAGGACAGGGGCAGUCAAAUUUCAACGCUACCACAUUACAGAUGCUAGGCAGAAAAGGAUUUGGACUGCACAGGUGAAGACGGCCAAAGUACUCCUCAUGGUGACCAUCGUCUACGUCCUGAGCUUUGCUCCAGUUCUCUUGAUGACUGUAAAUGCCAUACCCUCGCACCGCAUUCCGUUCUAUACCUACUUCCUGCAUAGCGCUGCCAACCCAUUGAUUUACUCCUUUAUCAACCCAACAUUCCGUAUGCAGCUCAUGAAACUUUUAAAAUGUAGACGCUGGACAGAAUAGACCAAAUACUGGACAGAAUAGACCAAUUGCUGGACAGAAUAGACCAAUUGCUGGACAGAAUAGACCAAUUGCUGGACAGAAUAGACCAAUUGCUGGACAGAAUAAACAAAACAAUGGAAUAAAAUAGACCAAAUACUGGAGACAGAAUAGACCAAAUACUGGACAGAACAGACCAAACACUGCAGACAGAAUAGACCAAAUACUGGACAGAACAGACCAAACACUGGACAGAACGGACCAAACACUGUACUAUAUAGACCAAACACUGUACUAUAUAGACCAAAAACUGUACUAUAUAGACCAAACACUGUACUAUAUAGACCAAACACUGUACUAUAUAGACCAAAUACUGCAUUAAAUAAAUCAAACAAUUAACAGAAUAGAUCUAGCACUCCCCAGAAUAGACCCAAACGCUGGACAGACUAGACCAACUGCCCUAUUCGUAUAACCACCAGCUUAAUGAAGGUCAAUGUAAUUGUUCACUCCUUUUCCUUGUGGAGACAAAACAAAAUGAAGUCAUUGGUGAUUAGCUAAUGGGCAUAGCUCACGAGGAACUUUGAACUCACCACCAAGAAAUACGUAAGAAAUAAACUACAAAGGGCAUUCCUGUGUGAGAGACGCAGAUGGCGCAAUAACUCCACCGUAACUUUGACUGAGUGAUGUUCAUUUUAUAAGACAUUAGUAAUUAAAAAAAAUGAAAUACUAAUUUCAAAUUUAGUCUUUGUCAUACAAAUGUUUUCACUGUUUUAAAACAGUUCUAGAGUUUUGUAUGUCUGGAAGAGUAUCAUGCCUACACAACCAUUUUUAUAAUCAUUGAGCGCCUAGUUAUUGUGACACAUAAUUAUAAUUCUUUUUCUGAGACAGUUUUUUUUUACAAAUUAUCUUUGUUCUCUUUGCUCCCCCCCCCCCAUUUUUUUUUGUUGAUCAGUUCAGAAUGUGCCGAGUACUAAAAGUGUGACAGAUGAGACUUGAGCUCAGAUACUGAGUGAUUUAUGAAAGAGAAUCCAAUGUGGCAACUAGUUUAAGAACUUAAACUUUGAAUAUCUGCUUGAAAUAUUUUCAACUAAAUUAUCUAUUACAAAUUACUUUCAAAUGUGUUUCACACUAUGGAUGGGUACGUGACAUUGGAAGGUAUAGAAAGUAUUUAGUGAUUGCAUUGGGAACAUGACGGAUAGUAAAGUUAGAAAGGGGAACUUUCCAUUUUUUAAAAACUAUUUCAUAAAAAAAAUAAUUGGUAGGUAUUUGUUUUAUUAAAAUUGCACUAAAAAAUAGUUCCAAUAUUGUGAAAUUUUCAAAAUAUGAUUUUGUGUAAAUAGCUUUCAAAUUUGU